ACACACACACACACACAGAGACAGACACACACACACAGACAGAGCCGCACACAGACAGAGACACACACACAGACAGAGACACACACAAGACAGACAGAGACACACACACACACAGACACACACACAGACAGACAGAGAGACACACACACACACACACACACACACACACACACACACUGUUGCUGACGGGUUGUCCGAAUACUUCACCUAGACAUGGGAUUGAGAGACUUGGUUUUGUCUAAACACUGAUCCAUGGGAGGAUGGACUUUGGCCAACACAGAAUAGUGCCUGUGUUUGGUAACUAGCCUCUCUGGUCAACACAGUGUGAGAGUUUGUGGAUGUUUAUUCCUCCUGGCUCCAUUCAUUGACCGGGUGGUCAUUUAAAACUGCAGCCUCUGUCCUCCAACUAAGAUGCCCCAAUGCUGCCCAAUACCAUUUUUGCUGUAGUGGUCAUUUGCAGUCGAACAGCACAGAAAUAGGCACCAGCUCAACCCACCCAAGCAGUAGAUGAGGUUCAAGUGGAAUCCCAUCUGCUGCAUUUAGUGCACAAGUGUGGCCUCUAUUACAUUUGCAAGACCAAACAUCUAGUUGAACACUUUAACCUAGGUCUCCUGCCUGGUUGCUCACUAUUUUAACUGCCUUUCCCAUUCCUUUCUGUCCUGGACUCCUAUAUCGGCGAGACCAAGCACAGGCUCGGCAAUCGUAUCACUGAACACCUCCGCUCAGUCUGCCUAGGCCUACGCGAUCUCCUGGUUGCUAAUCACAUAUGGGAAGCAUGUUUUUUUUAAUACAGAAACUUGGAAUAACCUACCAGGCAUGGUGAUGGAAGUAGAUACGAUGUGGUGUUUAAGAGGCUGUUAGAUAUGCUCAUGGAAAUGCAAUAGGGUGGUUUGCAUCACGUGCAUGAGGAGAUUAGUUUAACGUGAUGUCCCUGGUGGAUUUAGGGAAGAGGUUGUUGGAGGCAGCGCGAAAGGGACAAGAUGAUGAGGUCCGGACACUAAUGGCAAAUGGCGCUCCCUUCACCACGGAUUGGCUUGGAACAUCUCCUCUUCACCUUGCAGCACAAUAUGGCCACUACUCCACAGCAGAAGUCCUCCUCAGAGCGGGAGUUAGCCGGGACGCUCGUACCAAAGUUGACAGGACACCACUACAUAUGGCAGCAGCUGAGGGCCACGCAAGUAUCGUCGAACUACUAAUCAGGAACAAUGCAGACAUAAAUGCAAAAGACAUGCUGAAGAUGACGGCUCUACACUGGGCAGUAGAACACGAUCAUCGCGAGGUGGUGGAGAUUUUACUCAAAUACGGAGCAGAUGUUCACGCUCUGAGCAAAUUUGAUAAAAAUGCCUUUGAUAUCGCCCUUGACAAGCACAACCCUGAGCUGGUGGCAAUCCUGCAGGAGGCCAUGCACAACCAAGUGAACACAAAUCCAGAGAGGACAAACUCUGUCGCCAUCACGACACCACAGUUCAUCAUCGCGCCAACAGGGGUAAUGAGCCUGGUUACCUCAGCAUCGACCAAAACCACCUCUGUGAUGACGGAGGAGGUUGUGACCGCAGACUCUGUUGACUCAGCAAUUCAACAGGUUGUAGGGAGCGGAGGUCAGAGGGUUAUCACCAUAGUGACUGAUGGUGGUGUGCAGCUCGGUAACCUUCACGCUGGGCUCGGCAGCGGUCAGCAGUUCAUUGUGACCAUGCAGGACGGGCAGCAAGUUCUGACUGUCCCGGCAUCCCAUGUCGAAGAGGAGACCAUCAUCACGGAAGAAAUGCCAACAAGGAAGCAGUGUCUGGAGGCUGUCCUGAAUCACUCGGAGAAGGAUAUGAAUGACUGUAUGGAGAGGGAGCAAUUACAGCAGCAGCUCCAUGAGGCCAACAGGAAGGCCCAGGAGUACCGGCAGCAGCUGGUGAAGAAGGAGCAGGAAGCAGAGGAGUACCGUAUGAGACUGGAGGCCAUAGCCCGGCUUCACACUGUAGAGGAGAUCACUGUGGUGGAGGAGGUGACAGAGGAUGGGACAGUCCCCAUCAUCACCAUGACGACAGAGGUGGAGGGUCCUGAGACCACCAUAGAAACUAUGGAGCAGCCCAUCGACAUGGCAACAGAAACAGUGACUUCAUAAACUCUCCCCCCUCCCCCCCUUUCCUGGCCUCCCUGAAGCUGACGGCCUGUUUCUUGUGUGCACGUGGACACAUGCGCGCUCACACACA
Leucoraja erinaceus (little skate) is the source of this 2201-nucleotide messenger RNA. RefSeq names its product GA binding protein transcription factor subunit beta 2b (gene gabpb2b). NCBI's taxonomy places the organism in Eukaryota, Metazoa, Chordata, Chondrichthyes, Rajiformes, Rajidae. Gene Ontology annotation, cellular component: nucleus. Gene Ontology annotation, molecular function: protein binding; transcription cis-regulatory region binding. The record is from RefSeq and is a predicted model, not a curated record. Gene Ontology annotation, biological process: positive regulation of transcription by RNA polymerase II. Bases 926 to 2113 code for a protein of 395 amino acids. The transcript is spliced from 8 exons.